UCCAACUGGUGCGGAAAACAAAACACGGACAGAACAAAACCAUGACAGUCAACCGCAUGAGGGAGGUGGGGAGAGUAAGGAGGGGCGAAGGAGGUAGCACCACCAACCCGAUGAGGACAAACUUGCAAGAAGCGGAGACAGUGCAGAUGCUCGGCGGUUUUUGCGAACACGCGCACAAACACAGAGAGGCUGCAGAUCUUUGUUGGAUUACGACAACACGAUGAUUGCCACAACUCAACAAAACAUGACUACCGAGCUGGAGCUGGGGAGCUCAGAUGGGCCACCGCGGAAUUGGAAGGGCAUCGGAAUCGCCAUGAUGGUGAUCCUGGCUGUCAUGUCAUUAGUCAUUCUCUCCGUCAUCGUCCUCACCCCUGAUGAAUCAUACUUGUUACGCCGCUCCCUUUUCACUCUGGAAGACCUGGAGAGGGAAGAGUUCAAAGGUCACGACCCCUGCGUGGCCUGGUUAACGGAAAACGAAGUUGUCCUGCGCACCAGAGAGGGACACGUCCUGUCAUUCAGCCUCAACAACAACCUGAUGACCACCCUGCUGGACAACACUUCACUGGACCUGACCACCACCAAAUUCCAAGUUUCUGCAGACAGGAGCUUUGUGCUCCUGGCUUACAACAUUAAGCCGGUGUUCUCUCAGUCCUUCACAGCCACCUAUGCUAUCUACAGUGUGGCCACUGGGGAUCUGCUGGAACUUAGGCCACCGGUGAAGGAGAAGGAUGGGUUGCAGUACGCUUCCUGGGGGCCUUCAGGGAACCAACUGGCUUUUGUAUUUGAUGGAGACAUCUACUACAAGCCCAGUGUGACCAGCCAAGCCGUGCGUCUCACAUCCACUGGCGACCGGCACAGUGUGGUGAACGGGCUCUCCGACUGGACCUACGAGGAAGAGGUGCUACUGUCUUAUGCUGCCCACUGGUGGUCCUUGGACGGCGCCCGGCUAGCAUACCUGAGCAUCAACAACUCUGCCACACCCCUUGUGGAACUACCUCAGUUUUUGGGUGGCCUGUACCCCUCCAAUUUGAUUUUUCCCUACCCCAAGGCAGGCUCCAAUAUCCCAUCAGUCAGCCUGUUUGUCGUGAACCUGUAUGGCCCGGCUCACACGGUGCAGAUGAUGCCCCCCGACUCACUCAGUGCCAGAGAAGGCUACAUUUCCAUGGUAACCUGGACCAGCAGCACCCGCCUGGCGGUUCGUUGGCUCAACCGGGCUCAGAAUGAAUCUGUACUUUGCGUGUGCGAGGCCACCACGGGGGCGUGCUCAGAGAAACACAAGAUGACCAUGGACGUAAUGCAAAGCCAAUGGCAGCAGGAUGUGCCACUGUUUUCAGAUGAUGGCUCCAUAUUUUACGCCAUCCUGCCAGCCAAGCAGGGCGCCCGCGGAGAGUUCAGUCACCUCGCCGCUCUGUCAGCCCAGCCCACCGGUCCGUCCAGCCCUCCUCGGUUUUUGACAUCGGGGAGCUGGGAUGUCACCUCGCUCUGCGCCCUGGACGAGAAGGCUGGAAAGAUCUAUUUCCUGAGUACAGAGGAAUCCAGACAAGCCAGACACCUCUACAGUGUGCACGUGGAAGGAGCAUUUCAACGGCAGUGCAUCACAUGUAAACUCCUCGAGGGCUGCCUCUUUUUUCAAGCCGAUUUCAGUCCCAACUUCACCCACUUCACUCUCCGCUGCCUGGGUCCAGGAAUUCCAAAAGUGACAGUCCAUAACUUAAAGGAUCCCUCCAGAUACGUUGUCUUGGAGGACAACAGUGCCCUGUCCAAAGCCUUGGAAGACAAGCGCCUUCCUGAGACUCUUUUCAGGACACUUUCAACUGACAACCUUGAUGUGCACCUGAAAUUAUCUUUGCCUCAAGGUUACGAGGUUAACCUGCACCCUUUGCUCAUUAUUGUAGACAGCUCUCCCGGCAGUCAGUCAGUAACGGAGGAGUUUGCUCUUGGCUGGCCUCAGGUCCUCUGUAGCUCACACAAUGUGGCAUUGGUCUGGAUGGAUGGCCAGCGCAGGGUGGGACGUGGACAGAAGACCGCUGCCGCAGACUCACGCAAGCUUGGUUCACUUCACGUCAAAGAUCAUUUGGAAGUUGUUGAGUUGUUGAUGAAGUUGCCGUAUAUUGACGAUCGCCGCAUGGCUCUCUAUGGCAAGGCAUUUGGUGGACACUUAACGCUGAAAAUGUUAACUGCAACAGAGAAGCUCUUUCAAUGCUCAGCUGCCCUGGCCCCAAUAACGGAUUUUAGGCUUUACAGCGCUGCAUUCUCUGAGCGGUAUCUUGGCUUUCCAACAAAGGAGGAGCAUGUUUACUCGACUGCCUCUCUGCUGGAAGAGGUCAGCAAACUGAAAGAUGACAACUUUCUUAUUCUACACGGAACCGCAGAUGCGAGGGUACACUUUCAGCACAGCGCGGAGCUUCUGAGCCGAUUGGUGAGGGUGGAGGCCAACUAUUCCCUGCAGCUCUAUCCAGACGAAGGCCACACAUUGCGGGAACCGCGCAGCGUCCAGCAUUUCCAGCGCACGGUGGUCAACUACCUUCACAACUGCUUCAAGCACAGCACCCUCUUGGAUACAGUUGAGGAUGACGAGGAGGAGGAGGACGACUGACUGCCCUCACCUCUCGAAGGAUUAUUGUAGGUUUUUACGCCUUGGCGGUGAGUGUGAUGUUAAGUUCAGGAGUGCAGACCAAACACUUUCAGCCAAGCAAAUCAGCUCCUACAACUUUUGGAAAAUGAAGCAGCUACUCAACACCUAUUGCACACAAUUGUUUCUGAUGUUUACUGUCUGCUCGGGACCCCGUUUGUUUACAAAAUAUAGUGGGUAUAGAAAGUGAACACACCCUUGUGUUGUUUUUGCACCUUUUCACAAAAUUUGCGCCCCCCCCCCAAAAAAAAUCAUCAGGUCUUAAAAACGAGAGAAAAAUGCGUUACGGAUGGAGCUAUCUGACGCGCAUAUUUGGCACAAAAACAACACUGUGCAUCUUUGGAAGAACAUUAUUCCCAUGGUGAUGAUACUUGGUUUUCUUUAUGUGCAACUAGGCCUUUAGCCACCAUGGACCGGGACUUAUGAACAGUUCCAAAUAUCUGUCAAGUUUGGUGCAAAUCCUUUUGAGGUGUGCCUGAAAGCUGAAGUAAAACAAUUGUUUUACCUGAGGAGGCAUUUCCCUUGCCAUCUGUCACAUUUGGAGUGUGCAAAUAUUUUCAAGUCAAGACAUGCUGUGCUGAUCGACUUCCACCAAAAAUGGCUGCUUACUAUGCAUGCUUUGUAUUCUCUCUCUAAUACAGUGGUCCUCAACCUUUUUUCCACUAGGGACAGAUUUUUCACAGACCAGAAACCAUUUGUCUGUGGGGGUGCAGACGUUUAAUCCCGAUCGGAAACUAAUCGCUGGGGGGCGGGGCUCGGCGAGCCAAUAUGCUCUGCUACAAAAAAAUAUAUAUAUAUACUUUUUUUUUCAAUCUAUCUGUGUGGUCCGAUGUUUGGAGAUGACUGCUCGAACUGACUUUCUAUAUCCACUGUAUAUGUAUGAUGAUGUACGCUGAUGGUUGUGCCAAAUGUUUACAGGUUUUAAAGUGUACCUAAAGACUGCAUGAUGUCAAGUAGAUUGCAUUUUCUGUGUUUUGUCAUCAUGGUUUGAAGUAUAAUAUUCCAUUCUGAGACAAAGAGACUUUACAGGUUUCAUAUUCAGAGUGCAGCAGGACUAAACUUCAAAAUGAAGCUUACAUUCUUGAUGAGUCAUUUUGCUUCCAGGCUGGUUGGAAAGAAUCCACAUUCCUUUUAAGGUUAGAGUUAUUGUGACAACUAUUUUCUUACACCACUUAAAUAGUGCAGCGCAUAUGUGCUGUACCAAAAUACGUCCAUCAAAUGGACUGUUGUGACAAUGUGAAUUAAUGUAUUUAACAAUGCAGUUGUCAUUUGCAUCAAUUCAACAACAAGCCCUGACUCAAAGACCGCAGUGGAAACAGAUCACCUUCAUGUUUUGAUAUGCAACGGUAAAUGAGUCUCUCUUAAUGCAUGAGACGCAACUGAAUUUACUGGCCAUCAAACUAAACGAUUGCAUGCCUCCGAUUUGCCACAUCAAGCAUUUGUUUUUCAGCAAAACCUUGACAAUUAAAACCUUAUUUUACAGCAAAAUC
Molecule: messenger RNA, 4122 nt
Organism: Hippocampus comes (tiger tail seahorse)
Lineage: Eukaryota; Metazoa; Chordata; Actinopteri; Syngnathiformes; Syngnathidae
Product: inactive dipeptidyl peptidase 10
Exons: 25
Coding region: 221-2596 (791 amino acids)
Biological process (GO): proteolysis; regulation of potassium ion transmembrane transport
Cellular component (GO): voltage-gated potassium channel complex; plasma membrane
Molecular function (GO): serine-type peptidase activity
Source: RefSeq, a predicted model, not a curated record